GUGGAGUGAAACCGUUAACACCCACCUCGGCCUCGCAUGACCAGCAGGGCAGGCCGCAGGCGACACAGCACCCCGCGAGCGCGAGAGCGGCGGCACCACCAUGGCACCGUCCACCAUGUUCGGCGCCGCCUUUGGGAUGCGGCUCCGCGUGCUACGCCGACACUUCCUGAGGCGCCGACGCCGCUGGCGGUCCCGGCGACGCGGCGGGCCGGCGAGGAAGGGGGAGGAGGAGGAGGACGAGGGGCGCGAGCCGGUGCUGCUCGUGUCCGGGAUGGGCGGGUCCGUGCUGCACGCGCGGCGGCGGUCCAACCCCAAGUUCGACCUGCGCGUCUGGGUGCGCAUCGUCCUUGCCGACCUCGAGUUCAAGAAGUACCUCUGGUCGCUCUACAACGUCGACACCGGGUGCGUGGAGCCGUUGGACGACGAUGUGGAGAUUGUCGUGCCGGAAGAUGAUCAUGGUCUGUUCGCCAUCGACAUUCUCGACCCUUCCUGGUUUGUAGAGCUACUCAAUCUGUCUAUGGUGUAUCACUUCCAUGAUAUGAUCGAUAUGCUCGUUGACUGUGGAUACGAGAAAGGAACAACACUAUUUGGAUACGGUUACGAUUUUCGUCAAAGCAACAGGAUAGACAAAGCAAUGGCUGGUUUGAGAGCAAAACUUGAGACAGCUUAUAAAGCUUCUGGAGGGAAAAGAGUUAACAUAAUAUCGCAUUCUAUGGGGGGAUUGCUAGUACGCUGUUUCUUGUCUAUGAAUCAUGAUAUAUUUUCAAAGUAUGUGAAUAAAUGGAUUUGCAUUGCUUGUCCAUUUCAAGGUGCCCCAGGAUGCAUCAAUGAUUCUCUACUAACUGGACUGCAAUUUGUUUACGGUUUUGAAAGUUUCUUCUUUGUUUCUCGAUGGGCGAUGCACCAACUGCUUGUUGAAUGCCCAUCAAUCUACGAAAUGCUGCCGAAUCCAUACUUCAAGUGGAAAGAAAAGCCAAUCAUUCAGGUUUGGCGAAAGAAUCCUGAAAAGGAUGGAUUAGUGGAGCUAGUUCAGUAUGAAGCAGCUGAUUGUGUUUCUCUGUUUGAAGAAGCUUUAAAGAAUAAUGAGCUGAAGUAUAACGGGAAAACAAUUGCACUACCAUUCAAUAUGUCCAUCUUCAAAUGGGCUACUGAGACUCGCCGUAUUCUUGAGAAUGCUGAACUACCAGAUACUGUGAGUUUUUAUAGCAUACAUGGGACAUCUUAUGGAACACCAUAUGAUGUUUGUUAUGGCUCUGAAAGCUCCCCAAUUGGAGAUCUGUCAGAAGUGUGCCACACAGUGCCUACAUACACUUAUGUGGAUGGAGAUUGCACAGUUCCUGUCGAAUCAGCCAUGGCUGAUGGGUUCGCAGCUAAAGAAAGAGUCGGCGUCAAGGCCGACCACAGAGGGCUGCUGUGCGACGAGAACGUGUUCAAGCUUCUGAAGAAAUGGCUCGGUGCAAGCGAGAAGACACGGUGACGGCGGAUGUCCAAAUCGGAAGUGGUCGACAUAUAUAUAUUUCUAGAGAGGAGGAGCUCUGAUCACUGAUCAGGCCACACUCAGACACUCUCCAUGGAGAUCAGUUCCUGAUAGACUUGGCCGCAGUUUCUUCAGGAUAAUGCUUAGUUGAUUAUCCCCUUACACUGAAGAGACGUGCACGCAGAUAUACAACUGACUGUAGAGCACACUUGUACGUCAGCAAUGCUAUUCCAUGUAAGCAAAAUCUGCGACGUUGUUCAUAUCCAGUAAAGGAAAAAUUGGGGUGCUGCUCUCCUGACCGGAUGUA
This is a messenger RNA of Brachypodium distachyon (stiff brome), 1784 nucleotides long. RefSeq names its product phospholipase A(1) LCAT3. Lineage: Eukaryota; Viridiplantae; Streptophyta; Magnoliopsida; Poales; Poaceae. Gene Ontology annotation, biological process: lipid metabolic process. The transcript is spliced from 11 exons. The record is from RefSeq and is a predicted model, not a curated record. The coding region runs from base 101 to 1477 and encodes 458 amino acids.